AGGGUUAAGAACGCCCGACGUCUCCGCCCGGUCUCGAGCAAUUCCACGGUUGUUCGGCCACUCUGAUGGUUCCUUUGCUCGCCGCCGAUCCUGAGCAUCCGAUUAUCUAUGUGUGCGUCGCCCAUGGUACCACCGUCCUCGCUGAGCUCUCUCGCUGCGCCGCCGAUGCACCCCUCGACGGCGACGAGAACCACCAUCUGCCUUCGCAGCUCGCGGACCAGUGCCUCGCCUUCGCGCCCCGCUUCCACCGCCAAUACUCCCACACUGCCGGCGGGCGGAUCUAUGCAUUCCUCAUGGCCGACCCUCUCGUAUUCUUCGCCAUCGCCGACGACGACAAGCCCCUCGCCCCCCUCCUUCUCCUCGAGCGCCUCCGCGACUCAUUCUCCUCCUCUGCGGUCCUCCAUCGCCGCUGCUCCUCCUUAUCCGAACCCCUCCCACGGCUUUUCCUCCAGGAGGACUUCCUCCCGGAGCUCCGCCGCAUGGUGCUAUCCCUCGGCUCCUGGACAGAGGAGCCUCCCCCAUCGACCGCCAUCCCUAAUCCCGUUACCAAUGUUCCUCUUCCAUCGCACUCAGACGAGGAUCAGAAUCAAAAGAAGAAGAACAGUAAGAUGGCGAUUUCAGUCGUCGAUCGCGACAUUGACGAUUCCGACCCUGGAAAUGGUGAUUCGAACUCGGCUCCCAAACUCUGGAGCCAGUAUGUUCGGAAAAUCAUUCUCAUCGAUCUCCUGCUCUGCUCCCUUCUCCUUGUAGCUUGGAUAUUGGUUUGCCGGGGCUUCCAAUGCAUCAGCCAUUGACAUCCAUCUCGAUGUGGUUGCUGCUGAUCUCUGCUCCAUCAUUACGAGCUUGAAUAUCGCUGGUAACCGAUCUCCCAGCUCUCCCUUUCUUUAUUGCAUCAAGUUGAUUUACCUUUCCGUUUGCUUUUGAUUUCACACCCCCUUGUUUCUCUGUCUGUAUCACGUCUGCAUACAAUUGUUCUUGUGAGUUUGAGGAAUUGAUAAGAUGCUUGAACUUGAGGAAUUUCA
This is a messenger RNA of Zingiber officinale, 1022 nucleotides long. RefSeq names its product phytolongin Phyl1.2-like. The transcript has a single exon. The record is from RefSeq and is a predicted model, not a curated record. The coding region runs from base 66 to 794 and encodes 242 amino acids. Lineage: Eukaryota; Viridiplantae; Streptophyta; Magnoliopsida; Zingiberales; Zingiberaceae. Gene Ontology annotation, cellular component: membrane.